AUGAACAGGUCACUCCACAAUAUUCAUGUCUUUCGAAAUGGCGUUGUUGUUCUGAGGAAUCAUCAUCAUCUCAGCUCAUGUUCUCGGCGGUCGUAUACUACUUCUGCUUCGAGCAUCAAUCCAGACGAAGUCAAGUUCUUCUCCCGUCUUUCGUCACAAUGGUGGGACGAACGAGGAGAGUUUGCCAUGUUGCAUCGAAUGAACCCAGCACGUAUGAGCUUCAUUCGGGACAAGCUAAGUCAAUGCUUUGACGAGGAGGCUACGGCGGCCGGUUUGGAUGCAUCGCCUCGAACGGUGGGUAAGCAACUCUUACUUGAAGGUAUGGAGGUAUUGGAUAUAGGCAGUGGAGGUGGUUUGUUAUCCGAGAGUUUGGCGCGCUUGGGUGCUAAAACUACCGGGAUCGAUGCAAACCUGAGGUAUAUUCAUGGGACUGCUGAAUCCAUCGUUGCCGAGGCGCUGGAGUAUGAUGCAGUGUUUUCCAUGGAGGUACUAGAGCACGUGGAGAAUCCCUACGACUUCCUCGUCAACUGUGUCAAGCUGGUGAAGCCAGGAGGACACCUCUUCCUAUCAACCAUCUCUCGAACACCCCUAUCAUACUUUCUAACCAUAUUUAUGGCCGAACAAGCCUUAGGUCUCGUCCAUUCUGGGACACACAACUAUUCCAAGUUUGUGAAAUCAUCCGAGUUGGUCGAAUUCUUCUCGCGUCCUGAGAUAGCGAAGGAGGCAGAAGUGCGACAGAUUCAUUACAACCCGUUGGUAGGGACGUGGACGAUUGAACCGCUUGCAUCUCUUCCCACUAUACGUGGUGCAUUUGAGUGCAACUAUCUAUUUUGGGCUCGAAAACCGGCAUGA
Messenger RNA from Cantharellus anzutake, 852 nucleotides. RefSeq names its product S-adenosyl-L-methionine-dependent methyltransferase. The record is from RefSeq and is a predicted model, not a curated record. The transcript is spliced from 5 exons. Bases 1 to 852 code for a protein of 283 amino acids. Gene Ontology annotation, biological process: ubiquinone biosynthetic process. Gene Ontology annotation, molecular function: 2-methoxy-6-polyprenyl-1,4-benzoquinol methyltransferase activity. NCBI's taxonomy places the organism in Eukaryota, Fungi, Basidiomycota, Agaricomycetes, Cantharellales, Hydnaceae.